Molecule: messenger RNA, 1559 nt
Organism: Sinocyclocheilus anshuiensis
Lineage: Eukaryota; Metazoa; Chordata; Actinopteri; Cypriniformes; Cyprinidae
Product: serine/threonine-protein kinase PAK 7-like
Exons: 4
Coding region: 164-1243 (359 amino acids)
Molecular function (GO): protein serine/threonine kinase activity
Source: RefSeq, a predicted model, not a curated record
CCGUGAUUCCCAGCAGCCCGGAUGUAGCGCGCAGUCUCCAGCAUCAGUCCCGGAGAAUAACAUGACACCGACAACCACAUAACACCGUUUUCCCUCCGCAGCGUUCCCGCAGGAGCGGAGCGCACCGCUGACAGGAAUGUGACGCGCUUCCCGCCGCAGCAGGAUGUUUGGGAAGAAGAAAAAGCGUCUGGAGAUCUCGGCUCCGUCUAACUUCGAGCACCGCGUCCACACCGGCUUCGACCCGCAGCAGCAGAAGUUCACCGGCCUGCCGCAGCAAUGGCAGAGUCUGCUGGCCGACACGGCCAACCGGCCCAAGCCCAUGGUGGACCCCUCCUACAUCACGCCCAUGAAGAUAUCUCCCAAGAAAGUCCGGUUGGCUGAAUCGCCGUUGCGAAAAACCAUCGUCCGCGGGAGCCGGCCGCCCAAGGACGCCUCCAUCAACGGCCUGCUGGAGGAGUUUGACAGCAUCUCCGUCACCCGCUCAAACUCUCUGAGGAAAGAGAGUCCGCCUGGAGCCCAUCAGGCUGGCGGGAGCAAGCCAGCGUCUGCGUCCACGUCCAACGCUGGCGGACCGGAGGAGAACGGCUUCGGACACUAUUACGGCCGCUUCUCGUGCAACCUGGACAGCAGUAAAGACUUCUCGCUAGAGGCGUACCGCGACCGAGGCGCCCAUGACAGCGAGUGGGCGGUUGGACGGCACUACCGCUUCUCUCUCAGACAGAACGGCCAUCCCAUCCGCAGCCCCUUCUAUCCCGACGCCAUGCCGCAGAAGUCCUCGGACUACGCCAAGAUGCCACCCGACUACCACGCCUACCUGGAGAACAAGAUGCGGCUGUCCACCGACGAGAUGGCCAUGGGUGGCCGCAGGGAAUACUACCGCGCCUCUCUAGGCGGAUCCAGCCAGGACUAUCGGGAGCAUCCGCUGGGAACGCCGUCGCGUGUCUCCAUCCACAGCGGGCAGAUGAACUAUCCCGAUGGAGACUGGGGAUACGGUGUGGGACUGAGAGACGACUACGACAAGAGGCCCAAGUCCUCGUACAUUCGUCAGACGAGCCCCCAGCCGGCCAUCCGGCAGCGCUCGCGCUCGGGGUCGGGCCUGCAGGAGCCCAGCCUGCUGUAUGGCAUCAGUGCAUUUAAAGCUGCACCGCAGGGGCCGUACAGCUCGUACACGUACCCCAGACUGUCCGAGAACACGUCUUCGCUCAUCAUGGGCAAGGUAAAGAUCAAAUCGGCCUCCUACUAAUGAUGGGUUUGGCUUUUAUUGUCCUGCAGGGGCAUCAUGUCAAAAUACGCCAGUGCAUUAGGGAUGCAUUCACACUAUUGAUUUGUGUGAUUCUCUGGCACAGUCAAUGCAAGAUAAAUCCAGACUUGCCAAAGUGAACCACUACUGAUGAUGCGACAUUUGCAUGUGAUGGUCAAAUGCAGUUUGUCUGCUCAGAGAUCAUUGCAUGACAGAUUUUGGAUUAAAAAGCUCCGUGGAGAUCCAUUGUUUUGCUCAAACAGCUUGUGGCAGUAAAAAUGCGCAAUAAAAAUGAAGUGAUAGUUCACCCAAAAAUGAA